Messenger RNA from Elgaria multicarinata webbii, 1065 nucleotides. It is a transcript of the gene PSME1, whose product is annotated as proteasome activator subunit 1. Gene Ontology annotation, molecular function: endopeptidase activator activity. Gene Ontology annotation, biological process: regulation of proteasomal protein catabolic process; regulation of G1/S transition of mitotic cell cycle; positive regulation of endopeptidase activity. The record is from RefSeq and is a predicted model, not a curated record. The transcript has 11 exons. NCBI's taxonomy places the organism in Eukaryota, Metazoa, Chordata, Lepidosauria, Squamata, Anguidae. Bases 154 to 912 code for a protein of 252 amino acids. Gene Ontology annotation, cellular component: proteasome activator complex; nucleoplasm; cytoplasm.
UCCUUUCAGUUUCACUUUAAUGCAUGACUUGCUCGCUUCUCCCAGCCUCCCGCGCCGCUUUGGAACUCGUCUCCCAGGUUUUGGGGUUCGGCUGACCGGUGUUGCAACCUCGAAAUCUUGACUCAGACUUCUGGCGGUGCAGGAUUCAACACCAUGGCUACUUUGGAAGUUUCCCCCGCGUGUGAAGCGAAGGUAAACUCCUUCAAGAAGGACCUCUGUGCCCAGGCUGAAGAGCUUGUCGCCCGCCGCUUUCCAGAAAAAAUUGCAGAGCUGAACAAUUUUCUGAAGGCCCCCGAAUUGAAUGUCUCGGACCUAAUUUCGCUCCGUGCUGAGUUAGACAUCCCGGUGCCUGACCCUAAGAAAGACGAGGAGCGUCGCAAACAACGUGAAAAAGAAGAGAAGGAUUCCAAAAAAGAAGAGACAGAUUCUAAGAAGAAAGAGGAUGAGGAUAAAGCUCCGCCAUGUGGCCCUGUUUGCCACAACGACAAAAUCACGGUCCUGCUGAAUCGUGUGAAGCCUGAGAUCCAGGGCACGAAGGAGAAACUGAACGUGAUCUCUCUGUGGUUACAACUCCUGGUGCCACGAAUUGAAGACGGCAAUAACUUUGGGGUUGCAGUCCAGGAAAAAGUGUAUGAGUUCCUGACCUCGUCUCGAACAAAGCUGGAAGCAUUUCAAACUCAAAUCUCCAAGUAUUAUUCCGAACGCGGGGAUGCAGUGUCAAAAGCGGCGAAGAGUCCACACGUGGGAGACUACCGCCAACUCGUACACGAAAUUGACGAGGCGGAGUACGCCGAAAUCCGAUUCAUGGUCCACGAACUUAGGAACAUUUACGCUGUAGUCUAUGACGUCGUCCUGAAGAACUUUGAGAAGAUUAAGAAGCCCCGAGAUGAAAACAAGGGAAUGAUCUAUUAAGUGAAACCUCGUGGAUCAGGGUUGAAGAAAGAGCCUCCUCUCUCAAGUGCUGGGAUAUCCUGCCUCCUCCUCCUCCUCCUCCUCCUCCUCGUGACAAUCAGUUCCAUCCCCCCUCCCCCACAUUUGAAAUAAAGAGAUUUAAAAAUUUGACAA